Pyrus x bretschneideri (Chinese white pear) is the source of this 700-nucleotide messenger RNA. RefSeq lists its product as uncharacterized. NCBI's taxonomy places the organism in Eukaryota, Viridiplantae, Streptophyta, Magnoliopsida, Rosales, Rosaceae. The transcript has 7 exons. The record is from RefSeq and is a predicted model, not a curated record. Bases 117 to 479 code for a protein of 120 amino acids. Gene Ontology annotation, biological process: proteasome assembly.
AUAAAAUAAAAUAGAAAAGGAAAGGAAAAUUUUACAGCAGUCUAAUCGCGUCUGCUGUAAGUCGUAAUCGUAUUGAAGAAGAAGAAGAAGAAGAAGAAGAAGCAGCAGCAGCAGCUAUGGGCAGCUUCCCCGUUGCCCACAAGAAAUUUUCCUUGGAAAUUAAGGGGAACAAGACGGAUGUAGUGAUGUGCAGUUAUGAUGAUCAUUUUCUUGUUAUUGCAACUCAAAUUGGAGCUAUGGGCACCAUAUUGCAAGCCAGGAAGGAGGAAGGGAUGGCAAUCCAUCCAACAUUCAACGUGUCUGUAAUCUUCGGCAAGCGAGACGAGCCAAUGCUAGUGUCAUGUGCUCGUCAACUUAUUGAACACAUCAGUAACUCAGGCUCCUUGAAGCCGUUAAUGCUUUCUCUAGGUCUCAAAGAUCAUUCAGCGGAGACACUGAAAGGCAUUGUUUCAGCUGUUAUCGAGAAUCGCUUCUGGUGAUGGUGUGCUGCCAUUAAAAGUUCCUCAAUCUGCACUAACAUUCCAUCCGGGGUUCAACUAAAGCGUCAUGGCGUCGGAAUCAUUCAGCUAUCUACAAAUAGGGUUGGUCGUUAAGUUGAAUUACGUAUUUUUACAAUCCGUUGUGGUGUUUCGUAAUCCAAAUUGAAUUGUGCUGUGAAAUUGAGCUCAUUUCAAUCCGAUUGAGACCAGUUUUUAUCGAU